GAAACGCCUCUCUGAGUGUCUGCAAUAUCAUUUGCAUAUAUAAAGAGAGGCUGAUCCAAUGUCUCUCCCUCAGAAUCCAGUCCAGACAGCCCAGUCUGACCAGUACACCACCAUCAUCCAAAGGGAUUAUUUAUCCACUGGAAUAAAACAGUCUGAUCAUGGUGGGUCUGAAGCCGUCUGAAGCUCCUCCUCCUCUGGGAGUGAAAGUACUGAGCGCAGGAACGGCCGCCUGCAUUGCUGACCUGGUCACCUUCCCUCUGGACACAGCCAAAGUCAGACUACAGAUCCAGGGGGAGAAGGCGGUGGAGGCUGCUAAGGGCAUCCGUUACCGGGGCGUGUUCGGGACCAUCAGCACCAUGGUGCGGACAGAGGGGCCACGCUCGCUGUAUAACGGCCUGGUCGCCGGCCUGCAGAGACAGAUGGCCUUCGCCUCCAUACGAAUCGGCCUUUACGACAACGUCAAGAGCUUCUACACAAGAGGAAAAGACAAUCCUAACGUUGGUAUCCGGAUCCUGGCCGGCUGCACCACGGGGGCCAUGGCUGUUUCCAUGGCUCAGCCCACAGACGUGGUGAAGGUUCGCUUCCAGGCCCAGAUGAACCUGCAGGGAGUGGCCCGCCGCUACAACGGCACCAUGCAGGCAUACAGACAGAUCUUCCACCAGGAGGGUCUCCGGGGGCUGUGGAAAGGAACGCUACCCAACAUCACAAGGAACGCCUUGGUCAACUGCACAGAGCUGGUCUCAUACGAUCUCAUCAAAGAAGCCAUUCUCAAACAUAAGCUGUUGUCAGAUAACCUGCCCUGCCACUUCGUCUCUGCGUUCGGCGCCGGCUUCAUCACCACAGUCAUCGCCUCUCCAGUGGACGUGGUGAAGACGCGCUACAUGAACUCUCCUCCCGGCCAAUACAAGAGCGCCAUCAACUGCGCCUGGACCAUGAUGACCAAAGAAGGACCCACAGCUUUCUACAAAGGGUUUGUACCGUCCUUCCUCAGACUGGGCUCCUGGAACGUCGUCAUGUUUGUGUCAUUUGAGCAGCUGAAGAGAGCGAUGAUGGUCUCCAGGAAAAAGAUGGAAGCCACCAUGUAGACAGAUAAAGGAACUGUAAUUCUGCCCCCAUUUUGAACCUAUGGACUCACAGAGAAAGCAGACGUUUUGAGCUUCUUGAGAGGAAAGUGAUGGUGGACAAAGUCUGGUGGUUAAAAAAUGUUAAUUUAUUGUAAGGUACUUUAAAGGAAAAGAUGAGGAACACACAACCUGGGCUUUAGCUUGUUUAGCAGCAUUGUGAUGCAGUGUAAGCUUCAGCAUUGCCAGGUCGUGUAAACGGCUCAAUUAGCACGAUCAGAUCUUUUAGAUCAUAUCAUGCUUUCUACAUCAGGAGUCCGAGAGUGAAUUGUGAGUUUUGGAAACAGUGUUUGCUGUCAGCUGCAGCCGGCAGAUGGUGAAAAGCCACUUUCUGCACUUUAAUCUUCCCUCUGUGCUACAUGCAGAUAGAUGUACAUAGUGGCUUUUCACAGAAUGAGAAUGUUGCUUUUAUAAUUAUGAAUAUUAAUUAACUUGGUCACACUUUAUUUUGGUGGUCUCCUACAACUCCUGCAAUACAAAUGCUGGAAACUGUUAAAACCACCUGGUUGAAGUUAACUUAUUUAAAUGUACUGAUAUUGAAAAACAGAGUGAACAUCUACAGAGAACAUCAAAAUGAAGUGUUACCAUUAAUUUAUUUAAAAUGUUAAUCCUUUGUUUAAAAAGGGAACCCUUAUCCAGGGUAAAACUAUGUUUUUGUACUUUAUUUCUCCCUGAAUCUCUCUGUUUACUGUAUGACGCUGUACUGUGACAGAGUGACUGCUCGAGUGCUGUAAACAUACAGGAGCAAUGUGCAAGGACACAUCCUGCACCACGACACACAUCAAAGGUCCAUUUCUAAAAUAAAUAUAUAUUUAAGUAA
Molecule: messenger RNA, 1941 nt
Organism: Astyanax mexicanus (Mexican tetra)
Lineage: Eukaryota; Metazoa; Chordata; Actinopteri; Characiformes; Acestrorhamphidae
Gene: ucp1
Product: uncoupling protein 1
Exons: 7
Coding region: 159-1085 (308 amino acids)
Biological process (GO): mitochondrial transmembrane transport; mitochondrial transport; adaptive thermogenesis
Cellular component (GO): mitochondrial membrane
Molecular function (GO): oxidative phosphorylation uncoupler activity
Source: RefSeq, a predicted model, not a curated record